CAUCCAACUUGACAACUAUAUAAACCCAUUCCCACUCCCCAUUUCUUAUUCAUUCCAACUCUCAACUCUCAACAAUCACAAAACACAGCCAUGGCCAUUGGAACUUUGGAGGUCAAAUUGGCAAACGCCAAAGGACUUCGAGGCACAGAUUUUCUGGGUAGAAUUGACCCUUAUGUUUUGAUUCAGUAUAAAGGCCAAGAACACAAGAGCAGUGUUGCCAGAAAUGAAGGAGGAAGUCCAGUGUGGAAUGAGAAAUUUAUAUUCAAAGCCGAGUACCCCGGAACCGGCGACAACUUCAAGAUCAUCCUCAAGAUCAUGGACCAUGACACCUUCUCUGCUGAUGAUUUCAUUGGCCAAGCCUCGAUAUAUGUCAAAGAUUUAUUAGCUCUUGGAGUUGAGAAUGGUGUGUCGGAGUUAGGGCCUCAAAAGUAUCGUGUUGUGGGAGACAAUCUUAACUACAAUGGAGAAAUUCAAGUAGGAGUGACGUUCACUCAAAAGGUAACAGAAUACGACGGAGAAGAAGUGGGAGGAUGGAAGCAAAGUGGAUACUAAGGUGGCUGCUUCUUUAGAUUCAAUGAUGAAUGUCCCCAUUUGUAGCAUGUUAUUCUUUAUCAUUCAUAUUACUAUUGUACAAUUCUGCUUCACAAUUUAAUGUUCUUUUGUGGAGCUGUUUUUCUUAGGAAAGGCUGUGGUUAAUUUGUUGGGUAUUUAAUGGUGUGUUAAUAAUUACUUCAUCCUAUAUAGACUCCGUGGUAAAAGCACAUUUGGAUGUGCUAAAUAAGCAUAACUAAAAUAACAUAGAAAUUAUACUUAUCAA
Molecule: messenger RNA, 817 nt
Organism: Cucumis melo (muskmelon)
Lineage: Eukaryota; Viridiplantae; Streptophyta; Magnoliopsida; Cucurbitales; Cucurbitaceae
Product: 16 kDa phloem protein 1-like
Exons: 5
Coding region: 91-552 (153 amino acids)
Source: RefSeq, a predicted model, not a curated record